This is a messenger RNA of Prorocentrum cordatum, 1029 nucleotides long. The record is from the annotation of a GenBank genome assembly. Lineage: Eukaryota; Dinophyceae; Prorocentrales; Prorocentraceae.
AUGUUUUCGCCGCUUACCCCCGCCAAGGUGCUGCUUGCCUGGCCGGCGGCCGGCUCCGCGGCGAUCCAGCCUUUGACCACGCUCCUCGAAGGCGAGGUGCUCGAGAUGGUCGCCCACCCUGAGCUCGAUGUCCUCGACCGCGCCUGUUGGCCCGAGUUGUCUCGCAAGAGUUGCUCCCGGGCUUCCGACGGUGCCUGGGCAAGCUUGGUGGCGGCAGCCUGCCAGAGAGGCAUGGCGCGGCCAGCUGAGGAGGACCAGGUCUUCCACGGGGCCGGCGCCGAGCCCGUGCGCGCCGGGGCCGGGGGCGUUGAGAAGAUCAAGGUCGUCGGCCACACGCGCCAUGGGCUGCUCCGCUUCAUCGGCAUAUUCUGCCCCAUCAACGACUACUGGGUCCGCGCCCCCCGCGACGACGACAAGUUGCCGUGCGUGGGCCAGAUUGCCUUCCUCUACCUCCAGGAGGGCGAGGAAAUCCUCAUCGGCUCUGAAGAUUUUGAGAGCUGCUUCAAGUUGUUCACGCUCCCGGACAAGCGGCUCGGAUACUUCAGCUACGGGAAGCGGGUUCCAGGCCACGUCGUGGGAAUGCCUGAUCGCGAGUGGGUGAGGCCUGCGUUGAGGGUGGUGCCCAUGGGCUGGGUCAGCCCGGUCGCAGUGAUGCAGGCAGUGGCUCGGGAGAUGGCGUUCGGCCUGGCGGGGACCCCUCGCGACGCGGUGGUUCAGAAGGGCCGCGACCUCCCCGACCAGAGCGAGGUCUCCAUCCUAUAUUUCGAUUCCUACGAUCGCCUCAGGGUUGCCGACGAGGCUGCCAUUACCGCCCUGGCGGGCGAAGACGCACCCGAGCACGAGCGCUGCGUGCAGGUGCGCGCUGACCUAGGGCUGCCCCUGAACGCGAGCAAGUCGCUGAUGGGCGCCACGCGCGCCUCUUUGCAGGGUGGCUUCCUGGACUCGGAAAGCGGCGCCUUCGGUCUCGAGCCUUCGAAGGGGUGCGAGCUAGCAUGGAUCGGCCUCUCGCUGCUGUCGCAGAAGACGUGA